AUGUGGCGUCAGCACUCAGCACGUUACUUGAGACAAGGCGACCGACAGCAGCUCCACAAAUCCCCAACAGAGGCGCACGAGACUGACGAGGAAGAGCGGGAUUGGCUCCAGGCCAGAGUGGACGAGGCUACGACACAGCUUGAGGAAUUCAUCAGCGGGCGUCAGAAAAAGAAGAAGCAAGACUUCAAGGAUAAAACAAACAACAAAGGAGGUACAAUAGGACAAGGGACCACUCAGACCUUGCCAGUCAGCUUCACGUCACCCAGCACAUCAAAAUCAACGGACUUACCCAGGAAGAGCAAGGGGGGAAAGUACGCCUCCGAGCGAUAUUUGGGCCCCGUCGGCCGCAUGGACUCGCUGGAAGUGCUGGUAGAUCCUUUUCCGAGUAGUGAGACCGAAGAAGACGCGACUGCUUACGACAACGAAGGACGAAAAGGUCAGGUGGAGAGCAAAGGAAAGGGAAGAGAAAAAUCUUCUCAGCAAAUUGGCAAUGAGGAGUGCGUAACCUCUCGUUUACUCGAGCACGGCCUUCUGUCUUGGACAAACAUCUGUGGCAUCUUCGACACCUUCUAUGAACGAUAUGCUCAACACUUUCUCAUCCUCGACCGUAGCUUUCACACGCCAGCGUUGGUCGCCAGCCGGUCGGCCUUUCUUUUGGCCGUUGUCUGGGCGGUGGGAAGCCGCAACAUGGCAAACCAUGAAAAGCCAGAAAUCAGCGCCAAAUGUUGCGUGGAAGCUGAGCGCCUGGCCGCACAAUGCUUCAGUCAGGGCACAAAGAGCGUCGAAAUAGUCCAGGGGCUGCUGCUUUUUGCCAUGUGGAUGCCCGAUUCGAAACACUGGAACGAUGAUCGAUCUUGGGUGUACAGCGGCCUAGCGAUGCGCAUUGCUACCGAUCUGGGCAUUUCACAGCAGCACGAGGGCGCAUUCGAGGACGUCAUCAACAAUUUCAAAAAUAUCGCCCAUGACACAAAACUCGAGAUUUUCAACCGGCAGCGGACGUGGUUAUGCUGCUAUAUAGUCAACAAAAGCUUUUCAGCCCUAAUGGGUAAGCAGGACAUGCUCCAAGACGAUGAUCUGAUCAUCCACUGCCGUAGAUGGUGCCUUGUAGCAAUCCACGGAGGUGAAGAUGAUGAAAGGCUAAAUCGCCCCUGGAAUACGGCGAUCGCCGCGCUUGUCGACUUGCUUCGUAUGCUGUGUCGCCAACUCAAGCAUCUUCGUACCUGGAAUCUCCGUCGGUCGGCUGCCCCUGCGUUCAAGCAUAGACUACAGAAGACGAAGGCGGCAACCACCAAGACAACGGCAAAAUCUAUCCACGCUACUGUUGACCACGAGGCCAAGAUGGCGUGUAUUCGUACCUUCAACGAAGAGCUAGACGAGUGGAACAAACACUGGGCUUCAAGAAUGCUUUUCGAAUUGCCUAAGCGAUGUCAGUCCCGUAAGCUAGAUCACGAUUCGAGGCUGCUCCUUUCGCUGCACCGGCAGUGGUCCCCUCGAAUUAGCUAUGCUAGGCUGCUUGUCAACUCCUUUGGCCUUCAGUAUCACCUCAAUCUCCCAAGAAGAAAAGGAAAGGUAAGCAUCAACGAGGGCAUCUUCUUUGCUGCCUGUUGGCUAUCGGCCCAUGACGUCAUGUACGGCACCACGGGGGGCAUGCGCGCUUCUUUGCCAUGGGUACCCGACGCGCAACUCAUCAUGGUCACGUACGCUAGCCCAUUUCUCUUCAAGCUCGCUUGCAAUCAGGCGAAAUUGGCAGAGCACCAUGACAAAGAGGGCGCUCUUGCACUCGUCCAGGAAGUUGCGGAUACGUUGAAGAGUACUGCUAUGGUCAACAUCACCAACGCGGCGCUUUAUGCGAACUUGCUGCAGUCAUUGCUCAAUCCACCCUCACAAUCUCUCGACUGA
This is a messenger RNA of Acaromyces ingoldii, 1899 nucleotides long. RefSeq lists its product as hypothetical. The transcript has 3 exons. The record is from RefSeq and is a predicted model, not a curated record. Gene Ontology annotation, molecular function: zinc ion binding; transcription cis-regulatory region binding; DNA-binding transcription factor activity, RNA polymerase II-specific. Bases 1 to 1899 code for a protein of 632 amino acids. NCBI's taxonomy places the organism in Eukaryota, Fungi, Basidiomycota, Exobasidiomycetes, Exobasidiales, Cryptobasidiaceae. Gene Ontology annotation, biological process: DNA-templated transcription; regulation of DNA-templated transcription. Gene Ontology annotation, cellular component: nucleus.